Molecule: messenger RNA, 6145 nt
Organism: Osmia lignaria (orchard mason bee)
Lineage: Eukaryota; Metazoa; Arthropoda; Insecta; Hymenoptera; Megachilidae
Gene: so
Product: SIX homeobox 1 protein sine oculis
Biological process (GO): regulation of transcription by RNA polymerase II
Cellular component (GO): nucleus; transcription regulator complex
Molecular function (GO): DNA-binding transcription factor activity, RNA polymerase II-specific; RNA polymerase II cis-regulatory region sequence-specific DNA binding
Source: RefSeq, a predicted model, not a curated record
AGCAGGAAAUUCGUGUUUGCACUGCUGAAAACUGCUCUUCUUCGACAAUGUCGCGUUCGAAUAUUUUGAUGAUUUCAAAUUGAUCGAGUUAAGGAAAAUUUAGAAACUAAUAUGUAAAAUGGUAUUCUUAAAACAUCUUGAUUUAUAUACAUAGAUUCAUUAUGUUUCUUCAAAAUUUUGAUUAUUCUUGGAACGGAUGAUUAUUGUUAGCUGAUGGCACGCGACGCGAUAGUUAUUCUUAUCCAGUCCUAAAAGCGUACAUAUAUUUUUAAGCAAGUUGUCAUCGAGAAGAUCGAACGGUUGAUUUCACGGCUGCUUAAAAAGAGCACGGAGACCACCUAGACGUCACAUUACGAUGUCAACGACUUCUUCCUGGACCACAAACCGCCUCGACCGUGUGUCCAGAAUGAAUGGUGACGCCACGGGUGGCACCCUACCGAAGAGAACUGCAUACAACCGGAAGAUCUGGCGGCCUCUGGUGACACGACGGACAGUUAUUAUAUUUUGUUAACCGUCAAAAGUGGCUCCGACCCGCGGAAGUGACGAAACAAGAACAGGAAGGGUUUUACGCCGUGCACGUGCAACGCUGAAGAAACGUCCCACAUCAAUCACGAAAAAUGGAAAACGGUUUGUGCAAAACAAACGACGCGAUGUUCUCGUCUCGUCUGGAUACUACUACCAAGUACCAACGCGUCGGAAAAUCUGGUUCGACCAAUAGGGAGGCGGGAUGGUGGCCGUGGCCAUGCCCAGCAGCCAAUCGGGUGGCGCGUUGGUUAGCUGUCAGCCGAGCCACGCCUCGGCCAAUCGGCGCUUAGCUGCGCAUGACGGAGUGGCUCGAUCUUGAAACACGCCGGAGCGGCAGUUCCUUCUGGUGCGUGCGUAGGAGAACGUCUCUCUUUCGUCCGGUCACGAAAGAGAGAGGGAGUGUAAAAUUGACAUUUCGCGAUUCAUCGUCGAACUGUUCAAUGUAACGAGUAAAUACGUCGUAUUGUCGUGUGUGAUCUUUAAGUAGAAUCGGAACGAGUGGCGUGUUUCAAACGCGGUGGUGUUUAAACAGUGGAUUCAUGACGUUCAAGUGCAUCGUGUGUCGCGUGCUUUCAACGGUCCUCAGAGUCGACGACAGUUGAAACGAAGAAGUGUUCUCGGUUGAUUUUCCUCGAAAAGAAGAAACGAGAGAGAAAGACAGAGAAAACGGACUAUUUAACACGCUCCUAAUAAUAGCCGGUGCGCGUUCGUACGCGAGUAUACUAAGCGCCUAUAAAUACACACCUACCACGGCCCGCGGAAACACGAGCCCGUGGAUUUCACGUUGCAACCUGCCACGAGGAGAUAGAAAAGACGCGAGUCGAAGGGAAAAGAGGGAGAAUAUAAUCUUGAAGGAGGGCGCACCUGGCGCUCUAAGAGAAACUUGCCAUAAUCGGAUCUAGUCGGAGGUAGUAACGCAAGAUAAUCGCUGUAUACGGGACAAGGGAGAUAGAGAGAGAGUGUGUAGUGUGUGAAGCAAUCGGGUCCACCGGCUGCUGGCGUAUCAACUUGAAAGCAGAUUAGAGAAUAACCGCACCUGGAACGAGAUUUUAUUAUUUCACGGGGGUAUAUCCCUUCCUUCCGUCUCGUAACACGAGAAACAUCCCAGUAGAGUUCGUCGGGCAGCCGAGAGCUUGCAGCAACUCUCUACCAGUGGUAGCCUAAAAAUAUCUUCUUCCUGCAUAUUCUGACGCGUUUACACCAUCGCGAGAGUCUCGUUGUUCUUGUGUUACCAAAUACUUUUUAACUCUUUGCUUUCAUCCCAAUCGACCGUUUCAUUUAGAAGAGAGAUUCUCCCCGGUAAUAAGAACCCUAAGUUUAACCUAAAAGAUCAGUUAUAAACAUACCGGAAGAUGUUACGUAGAUAACUGUACAUAAAAGAACGUCGUAAAUGAUCAUUAAAAAGUGAUGAAGAUCAUCGAUGAGACCAUCCCCGCCAGUGGCUCUUCCGUAGCUAAAUAUUUGCCGUCGGAACGAUCCUCAAAGGAAUCAGAUAUCUUCCGUCGGCUGUGCGCGGGUUCCUUCCAAGGAAUCUUAACCGUAAACGAAUAUUCGACCGCGUUGUAAAGAAAUAGUGAGUGAAACGAGGUGCAAAGAAGGAAAGUGGUCCACGGUGGAGGGUGGAGGAGGGAACGGUGUGCAAGGGGUCGCCGUGGGCCCCGGAGAUGAUGCCAUGAUGGCCUACGGAGGAACCACCGGAAACGGAGGUGCGAUGGGACCUUCUUCUGGUGGUACGGAUGUUUUGGGCUCGACCGGUGAUUACAGCCCGCAGGGGACACCGACACCUCUCACGGGACACUCGGCGGGACCCGUCGAGGCGAGUACCUAUGGUCCUGGAACAGGACCGACCAGUUAUAGCCCGCAAGAUAGCCCUGCUAGUUCCGCCGGCGGCGGUAGCGGUAGCAAUGGACAACUACCGAGCUUUGGAUUUACCCAGGAACAAGUCGCCUGUGUUUGCGAGGCGAUGGUGUCGUCUGUCCAGGUUCUCCAGCAGGCUGGCUCCGUGGAGAGACUCGGCAGGUUCCUGUGGUCCCUGCCGGCGUGCACUAGGUUGCACCGACACGAGAGCGUCCUGAAAGCCAAGGCGAUCGUCGCCUUUCAUCGGGGACAUUUUAAGGAACUGUACAGGAUCCUUGAGAGCCACACGUUCAGUCCGCACAAUCAUCAGAAACUGCAAGCUCUUUGGCUCAAGGCUCAUUACAUUGAGGCCGAGAGACUGAGGGGAAGGCCUCUUGGGGCAGUCGGGAAGUACCGCGUUCGACGCAAGUUUCCUCUGCCUCGUACAAUAUGGGACGGCGAGGAAACAUCUUACUGCUUCAAGGAGAAAUCCAGGAGUGUGUUGAGGGAUUGGUACGCUACCAACCCUUAUCCUUCGCCCCGGGAGAAACGUGAAUUGGCGGAAAGCACGGGUCUCACCACUACGCAAGUCAGUAACUGGUUCAAGAACCGGAGACAAAGGGAUCGUGCUGCCGAACACAGUGGCCAAAGAGAAGACAAAACCCACGUCGGUGGACUGGGUGAUUCGAGCAGCGAGAGCGGCGACGAGACGAAGAGACAGGCGGUCAGCCAACAACAGCAACAGCAACCUUCGUCUUGCGCCGUUCAACAACAGCAACAGCAGCAACAGUUGGUGGAGCACCAGCAGACGCCCGGCAUGUACCAGCUUCCGCCUCCGGUUUCCGUUUCCAGCCCGCACUCGUACCACCAAGGUCACGGCUCGACCUUGAGCCAUCCUCACACACCCACCCACCACAUGCAACACCACGACACAGGCAGCGAGAGCGGCGACGACAAGCGAAACCUUCAUCAUCAGCUGCAACAUCAUCUCCAGGUCGGUGCUCAUGGUACUCCCCACGGCUUGGUACAUCCCACGGCGACCUUGCCACCGCCACCACCGAGCUGCGCCCAACAGAAGACCCAGUUGGACUAUAUGCAGUACUAUAGUCCACAGGAUUAUCUGAUCACCCCGACCUCGGCGGAUCUGCAGAAGUCCCUUCCGCACACGGCCACGUCGAUGCAGAUGGGUGCUAUAGCACCUUCCAUGGGUGGGCUUAGCCCGAUGGGCCCGUCGACGAUGCUACCUAACACGAUGCAGGGCGUGAACACUAUGAACACGAUGUCGAUGAACGGCAUGGGCAUGGGUGCCUACCAAGGCAUGGGUUCCAUGGGGAUGUCUACGUCGCACGGUAGUUAUCACAGCGGUCUCGUCCUGGGUGAUUAUCACUCGUUGUGACCUUGGGCCCCGAGCAGUCAGGGCAAAAGGAACCAAGAGAAAACCUAACUCGUUUCGAUUCGUAAAAGGGUCUGCCAACGGAAUUGUUCCCGUGAUAUUCGCCGAGUCGCUAAGCUUUAACGAAAUGACAGACACUAGAUUUUGUCCGGAAUGCGUGUUGGGUACAUUAUCCGCGCUCGGCGAAUGUAGGUAAUUAGGAAACGCGUUCUCUGUCGCUUUCGAGGCGGAGAAUAAUUCGUCGAGACAUUCUCGAUGGUAAAUAGGACAGUUUUGAAGUCUGAAGGCAUCGUGUGAUUUGAUUGAAACAGGUCACUUGAUACGUUCAAUCCGGAUGAUGUCUUAAGACGUCGAGCUGAAUCUGCAGAGAUUCUGAGGUAGUCUUGAGAAAUGUUCCUGGUUAAACGUGUUAAUCAGUUGCUUAUUAUGAAAAAUUUCACUAUAGACAUCGAAGUAUCUUUAAUUAAUAGGAUCACGCGAUGCCUCGACUUUGAAGUAACCGAGAAGCAAGCACGCCGUUGUUAACGCAGACAUGGCGCACCCGCACCAGUUCUCCCGACGGAGGGAGCUCAUAGUAGAAUAUUAUUAUUAUUAAUUAAUAGUAGCCGUGGAACGAGAGGAAAAUCGAGGCAACGGGGGAAACGCUUCCGGGUGAAAAUAGCAAAAGACAUAUUAGCAUUUUUCUUUUCCCGUAUCGCGUAGCGCGCGAGACAAGCCAGAGCCUAAUUACUUCCAGAAACGCAACCCCUAUGGCAGGGUUGUGACUAUAUUCUUUUCUUUUCUUUUUCUUUUUUCUCGCGAAUCGCUCCGUACUUCUAAUCUCGUAGCGUACCGCCUCUACCUUAGGUCCCUUUGAAUAAGAACACGAGCAUAACGUUAUUUACGGUUACCAGUAGACGGUUCAGACUCCGUACAAGCUUCAGCAAGCUGCCAAUUUUCCUUGACCCCUUCGAAUGCUGUGUUUUCAAACGUCCGUUCGAAACAGUGAAAAUUAACGAGCUCUGCUUUCGGCCAAGUUUCUCGGAACACAUGAUUGAUUAGUCAAGCAAUUACAGCGCAAUUGAAAAGUUUGGCUCGUAAUGUUUUUCUUAACACUUUCCGCUAUAGCAACGAAACUGUACUUAAUUAUGAUUAAAAGUACUUAAAUUGGUUAUAGUCAUUUUAAGCUUGCAGAGGUUGAAUUUCAGAAUCAAGUUUCAAAAUAUAACGUCCCGGCAUUUGACCGUAAAGAGAAAGAUAAAAACACGGCAGACGUCGAUGGUCCCUAAAGAACAUUCGUUUCCCAAAGUCCAGAAUAAUUCCUGAGGCGUGUACGGAUCUCAGCCAGCCGCUAAUUAAUUAACGUCGCUAUAACGAACCACACACGCUCCUCACACACUACACUAUUCCCUUUCCCUUCCUUUACACCGUACGCUUCUGUGUUUGUCCUGUGUACAUAUGUAGAUAAUAUACACGCAUAACAACACUUACACCUAUCACACACGUACACGUAUUCGAGAGAAGAUUAAGUUAAUUCUCGUCUCUACUCGAGACGAGUACCGGGUGUUCGCGAAUCAAGUUCGCGAAUCGCGAUUUUCGUUCUCUAUCUCUUACGAAAAAAGAAAACGCUCCUUAUUUAUGGCUUUCAAGCUUGUCCGUCUCGUUUCUAUCUCCCGUUUCUAUCAAUUUGAGAUCUAACCGUUGGUCCGGGACUGUUCAAGAGUUCCUCAUACGUGCUCUUCUGUUGAAGAAGAGAUAGAGGAAGGUAGCUGUUGAUUUUUUAUCUCUUCAUUAACCCUUCCACUAUGAAGGACGUAUAUAUACGUCAUUGGAAAUUUAGCACGUUGAUCGUCGCUUUAAUUUUCAAUAGAGAUUUGCGGGUACCCGAUUCUUAAAUCAGAUAGUAAUCGAGUCGAAUGGAACCCCACCAAAGUUCGUCCAGGAAAUAAAUUUAUUCGGGUACCCCUAAUUUUCGAACCCCAAUGAUAUUCAACACGUGAAAGUUUUCCCAACCAUUUCUACGAACUCUUGCACAGUCGACCUCACCAACGGAAAUACUUAAUGAAAACGUCAGGAAAUUCGCGAACUAUUCUGGCAAAUUUCUCGUACACCUGGUAUAUUAAAAAUAAAUAAACACUGUCGGUAGAGAAUAAGUUAGUACGUAAGUUAUCAUUUAUUCGCAGUUCGUAGUCUGUACAUAAAAAUGAACAGCGAGAGGAGAGCGAGAGAGGAGAUGAUGAUGACGAUGAUGAUGGAGCAAGAGGCACGAAGAACGACUGAGAGAAUGAAAGAAAAGUGAGAAAGGGGUGAGACAGAUAGGAGAGAGAGAAAACGGCAUCGUACAGGUGACAAAGCGACAAGAGGGUGAGAAAAGUAAGAGUACUUUUUUUCUUUUUUCUUUUUUUUUUUUUA